ACAGGUGGCUCAGGAGGAGGAGCCCGCUUGUUGUCCUUUCGGGUUGAAAAGAAGAGGGAAGCCUCGGCGGAUAGAAGCGAGAAGAAAGGAUAAGAGCGCUGAGCCCUAUCUUUUCUUCGAUCUCAAUCCCAGGAGCUUUACCUUUUCGCUGCGCCCUCAUCUGCAGGGUUCGCAAACGCUUUGUGGAUCGUUCUCGGUGCCAGUGUCUUCGACGCGGCCGUGCUGUAUCCCGAGCGUCCUCAUCUCCCUCUCCUUCCGAGGCCGAGUCUGCUGCCUGUCGUCUUUUCCAUCCGCGCUGAUGGUGUCGCAGCAAUAGGCGGAACUUUUUUGCGUGAAAACCCCGCCCUUCCAGGGGGGGAUGGGAAGAAGGGUCUUGCGGCUGCUGAUUCCCGUCACGGUUGUGCGUACUUUGUAGAGAACGAAAGAGCAGGCUCAGGACAGACGUGUCACGAGUCCGAGGAUCUGUAUUCUGAGGUGAGGCUCGACAGGCUUCGCACCAUCAGUCCUUCCCUUGGAGACGCUCCGACCCUCUCGUCCCUUCCUUCCCUCUGCACGUUGGGCCCCUCUUACUCCUCGUCCACGCUCCACUCCUCUGCCACCUACUCCUUCGACCCCUCAAGCUUGCCGUCCUCCGCAUCGGUCGCGUGGUCUUGCAGGGGGCGGAAGUCUGCCAUGGACAAAGGUCCGGAAGAACGGAGCAGGUUGUUGGUCCGUACCUUGGGAUGCGUGCUUCAAAAGCUGUUGGAUGUGAACAAGAGGGGAGAGACUGCUGAGGGUGACGGGAACUCGCCCACCAUCACCAAAUUCCACGCGUCGCGCCCCCCGAGUAUCAGUGUCGCUGAGUACUUGGAACGGAUCAACAAGUACGCGUCGUGCUCCUCCGAGUGUCUGGUGCUGGCGCUCAUUUACAUCGACCGGUUGAUCCAGCAGAGCAACUUUGCCUUGACCGCGUUGAACGUGCACCGGGUCUUGAUCACCGCGGUCAUGCUCGCGGCCAAGUUUUUCGACGACCAGUACUUCAACAACCUGUACUACGCCAAGGUCGGGGGCGUGCCCUGCAAGGAGAUCAACGCGCUGGAGGUCGAGUUUUUGUUUUUGACGAACUUCUCCCUCCACGUCACCGAAGACGUCUUCUUCCGGUACUUCCACGAACUUAUGAACCAUGCCGCGCAUGCCGCCUGCCCGUCUUGUUGCCCCCGCUUCGCCAGCAGCGGGAGCAAAAUGAAUCUGGGCAGUGGGAGCAUGGCCGGUGUGACGGGGACGACGGGCGGUGGGGUAGGAGGAGUCGGGCGGGUUCCGAGCCCGGUCUUUGUGGACGGAGGUUGGCUGGUCAAUCGCGGUAUGGGUGGCGGACGCUCUGUGUCGCCUGGCAUGGUGGUAACCCCUCCGCUUUCCCAUCGGCAGCACCUGCAGCAACAGCAGCUUGUGCAUGAGCAGCAACAGGAACGGCGUCUGGUUUUGUCGGGGGGCAAGGCGGGCAUGGCAGGAGAGGCUCAGCAGCCGAUGUCGGUAGACCAGCGACAGCGACAUUUUACGUCCUACUUUUCGUUCGAGAACGGUCCCGUGCCUGGGGCGUAUCCGGGCUCCGCAGCCUCCCUGGCCGGACACAAGGUAUCGGAUGGGUUCCAGACUAGCCCCUCCUGCCAUCGCCCUGUGCUACAGCCGCACGAGCAAGCACCACACUUCCAGUAUCCUCACGUGCUGUACGCCCCCGUACCGGUAAGCUGCAAGCCACCGCCCCGACUGUUGGUCUCGCACGCACCGGCCUUCUACUCGAGCCAUUCCUCGAACUCCUCGUCGUCCGCUGUGUCGCCCGCGGAGGCCUGUGGAGACGCAGGAGAUGUGCUGUGUUGGGGCGAGGGAGUGAGCAGGCCGGCGUAUUACGGCCAAGAGCGCCAGCAUGGGCCCUGCAAUGCCUCCCUGGCGUCGGAGGUUGCGUCGGGGACGUGCAACAGCCGCGGCGCGGGCGUCGGAAGCAGCCUACAAGGAGUGGGCAGCGGUUUCGAGCGCUCAGUCAGCCUCGAGUCUGCGGGAAACGGCACGGCCGCUGCGGCUGCCGUUGCACGACAAGAGCACCACCAGCGUAUGGCGGGUAGAGGGGGAUCGGGAGCAGGCGUUGCGGGCAAAUGCUUGGGGACACAGACCCGUUUGCAUCACUACCGACCGCAGCAGCACCAGCAUCAGCAUCAGCAGCUGCAGUCGCCAUUUUACCCAACCCACUACGCUCCAGUUCAGCAGCAGCAACAGCAACAGCAGCGCCUCCAGCAUCAUUACAACAGCGCGGCUGGUGGUAUGGGGGCAGGGGUCGGCUUGGGAAGCCGGGCGAGUAUGUGCGCUCACUCUUACUUUCAAGGAGUCCAAGUUCUCAUGAAUUCUUGAGAGAGACAGGUAGUGGCUGGUAUUCCUUCCGGAGACAUCGUGCGUUUUGGUUGGCAAGGGGCUACUGAACCAUAGAGAAGGCCGGUUUGGAUUUGGAGGAGCUAAACACUGCCAUCACGGAUGAAAGAGUUAAUGAUGGACAGCGAGCGAAUCUGAUUUUUUGUGUUUGUUCUGCGAACCUUUGUGUCGGCAAGCACACUUAGGAGUUCCGUAUGGUGUAUAUGGGAAAUGAGGCCGUGCGGAGGGAGGUUACUUGCGCUGAGGAAGAAUCUGGAAGGGAUAUUACGGACUUAAUCGAGGAGACUACGAGGGAGCCGAAGGCACCAAAAUCCAAUUUCUUUUGAUUUUGUGUACGGAGGUUACGAGGUAGGUACGAGGGUAUCAAUUUCGCAAGCCGCUUUUCUGGCAUACAGUUAAUAGCUUGAAGGAUGUGGAAACGUCGACUUAGAGAAAGAAGGACAGCGGGCCAGAAGAGAGCGCGCCAUAAUACGAGCAUCUUUUACUACGCAUGAAUGUCAAUUUCGAUGCCAUGUCCUGGUGCCCAGGGAAGCACUACCGUCAUAGCCCGGUUAGAAAGUUUGUACGGUGAGGGCAGAGACUGUUGCGGAGGGACAAGGACAGGGCGACCGCAAGCAAUGGAACAAAACGCAGACAUCUGAAGCCCGGAGCGUGGAGUGGCGACGAAAGGCUGGGCGCAACAUUACAAGCAGAACAAUUUGAAGCACACGGCAGCAACACAUUUACAAUCGCAGACCUGUGCGCUCAUGAGAAAACAACGGGGAAAGGGAAACGAAACCUUGAUCCCCUCAAAAAAACCUCGGGCAUAUACCCACGUCCACACCCGUGGCAUACAAGGCCAACAUGGCCAGCGUUUAAAAAAUGGAUAAAAACUUUUAAAAAGUAAAAAAAGAAGAAAAAACUGAACAAAAUCGGA
Molecule: messenger RNA, 3313 nt
Organism: Nannochloropsis gaditana CCMP526
Exons: 1
Coding region: 673-2379 (568 amino acids)
Biological process (GO): regulation of cyclin-dependent protein serine/threonine kinase activity
Molecular function (GO): protein kinase binding
Source: RefSeq, a predicted model, not a curated record